CGUACUACGAUACGCUCUCGAGGUCGUGUGUCCCGAGACGAGACGGUGGGGGGUCGGGAUCGCAGUCGAAAACGAUUCGUAGAUCGAGGGCGAAAACGUCUAACGAACACGUGCUACGAUACGCUCUCGAGUUCGAGACGAGACGGGGGGUCGCAGUCGAAAACGAUUCGUAGAUCGAGAACGAAAACGUGUAACGAACACGUGCUACGAAACGCUCUCGAGAUCGUGUGUCCCGAGACGAGACGGUGAGGGGGUCGGGGUCGCAGUCGAAAACGAUUUGUAGAUCGAAGGCGCCUUGCACGCUAGCUAGCAUCGCUAGCUGUAAAACGAUCGUAGGCGCCACGCUAUCUAUAAAACGAACGAAGGUGUGGCGCCCACUUGUCUCGUCAUUUCGAAUGUAUUCGAAAUCGGAGCGGAGGAAGGACGAUGUGAUGAACGUUAAAAAGGAUGGGAACGUGAUGUAAUUCAGACGAGAGUACAACACCAUUUCCAAGACACUUGAAGAUAAAAUAGAAAAUCUGAAAGAAAAGCCGAAUAUUAUAACCAAGAUGGAAUGAGACUAAUACACCAUGAAUACCCAAGGAUAUUCGUCCACUAUUCAAUUUUCCUCGGUUUUCAUCCAAAAACCUAAAAUCCUUAAAAUCACUUCUAGUUUGUGACUCGAAGAUACACAUCGGCUCCGCGAUUCUCCAAAGUUAACAAUAUUUAAAAAUUGUUAAGUGAAUAAUUGUGUAGUGAAAAAUUGUUUAAACAUUCAGUAUUAACAAUAAAACCCUCGUCGAAAACAAAAUAUAAUUGUGCAGUGAAAAUUGUUAAUAACUUUCAAAAUCAAGUUUGUUUAAACAAAUUGUAAAAUUCGAAAAUUAUUAUUAAACAACAUUGUAAAAAUCAAUUUUACAAUACACAAUCAAAUAGUUUAAAAACAAUACUUCAAAUAAAAUAAACAUUAUUUCAUUCAACCAUCAAAUAAAAAAGAAACAAUCAAAAAAAAAAAAACAUCAACAUGAAUCCCGAGAAUAUCAACAACUUCAACAACUUCAACUACACCACCAACACCAUCAAUGGGGAGUAUUGCUAUUCCUGCCAGCAUUACCUACCUGCAGGUAUGCAAUGGCAUUUCCACGCUCGCACCGAUAUACAUAAAUACAACUCCAUCCGUCCGGUGGACGGAAGAAUCAACAUGAAUCCCGAGAAUAUCAACAACUUCAACUACACCACCAACACCAUCAAUGGGGAGUAUUGCUAUUCCUGCCAGCAUUACCUACCUGCAGGUAUGCAAUGGCAUUUCCACGCUCGCACUGAUAUACAUAAAUACAACUCUAUCCGUCCGGUGGACGGAAGAAUCAAGCAGAUUGUGAAUGGGUACAAGGGACGUAUUCUCCAAUACAUGUUUGAGAAUGAGGGAGCGGAUGUAAGGAUGCCUAUGGAAUUCCUAAAUGAGGCUGGAUUAGCACUGAUCCCACACUUGGAAUGCGUGAUGACUACCCACCUAUCAUCUAAAUGCAAUUUUGAGUUGUUUGCUGAGUACAUGCUAAUAAAAGAGUAUGAUAUUCAACAAGAAAUAAAAUCGUUCCAGAGCACAAUGUCUCAGGUUACGACUGGAUCCGACUUCACCCGCUUCUUUGAAUCGCAUAAAAAUGUGAUAGACGCAAAAAUGAGUGAGUUUCAGGAAAAGGAUAGUGGAUGGACCUUGACACGAAUUAUUAGGCUGGAGCUUAAUGUUUAUAAAUGUGAUCCGACAAAAGGAUCUAAUCAUUUUGAGCUUCCGCUUAAAUUAAAAAAUAGAAAGGCAGUUGUUAAUGUACAUAACAAAGAUGCCUUCUGUUUUAAGUGGGCAAUUAUAUCAGCUCUCAAACCAAUAAGUAGAUCAUACCAUUGUAAUAGUUAUGGUGUUGAGAUUACGUCCCCAAUAAUUGAGGUGAAUAACAUAAAGAUUGACUUCAAUGGAUUAUCAUUCCCGAUGGAAAUUCGAAAAAUAAAAGAGUUCACUAAACGAAACCCUCACAUAAGUUUAAAUGUGUUCGGGUAUGAUGAGGAAUCUGAUAAAAUAAUUGGACCACUUUACUGCGAUGGAGUGGAAAUGAGAAUCCACAUUAAUUUAUUAUUCGUCGACGGACCAACGGCGGGUAUUCAUGGACACUAUGUAUGGAUUAAAAAUAUUUCAUCUCUACUUGCCAAACAACUGGGUAAACAUCGAGUUAAGCGUUGGUUCUGUAAUCAAUGCUUACAAUACUCGACGAGUGAGGAGAGGGCGGCUCAACAUACAUUGAGAUGUAGUCGGGUGGUUACCGAGGGACCAAGGAAGGAUCAGAAGAUUAGCUUUAAAAACCAUCAUCGUCAGUUGGAGGUUCCGUUCGUCGUGUAUGCAGACUUUGAAUGUAUAUUGGAACCAGUAUCAUUAGAUGUAAGUGUAAACACGAAAAUUAUUAAUAAGCAUGUGCCAGUAGCAUUUGCAUACUACAUAAAGUGUGCAUUUGACUCUGGCUUAGAUAAGUUUGUUUCGAAGACAGGAGGUGAUGUCGCUCGCACUUUCAUUAAAAAUUUAACGUCAGAUUUGUCCGAUUUGUAUGAGAACCACAUGAAAAUAGUGGUUCCAAUGCACAUGACUCAUAAUGAGUUAGAUAAUUUUAGGAAAGCGACCAUUUGCCACAUAUGUAAGGGUAUUUUAAAUAAUGAUAGAGUGAAAGAUCAUUGUCAUUUUACAGGUAGAUAUAGAGGUGCAGCCCAUAAUUCCUGUAAUCUUAAUUACAAGACGGGUGAUUUUAUCCCCGUAUUCUUUCACAAUUUCUCCAAAUACGAUUCUCAUUUGUUUGUUAAAGAACUUGGAGAAAUUGAGGGAGAAAUAAAAGUUAUCCCUUUGAAUAAGGAAUUGUAUAUUUCAAUUUCUAAAUAUCUCCCUCUAAGGAAAAAUACGUUAGAAAUCAGGUUUUUGGAUACUAUCAGAUUCAUGCCCUCUAGUCUAGACACACUCGCGGGGAAUUUGAGUGAGGAGAAUUUUAAUGUGCUGAAAUCACAGUACAAAAACAAGUCCGAUUUUGAACUACUUCGCAGGAAAGGAGUUUUCCCAUAUGAAUAUUUAGAUUCUGUUGAAAAACUAGAUGAAACUUCUCUCCCACCGAGAUCCAAGUUCUAUAGUAAUUUAACAGAGUCAGAAUGUUCAGAAGAGGAUUACGCUCAUGCCAUCCAAGGCAAUUUGUUCUUCAAUUUACAAUCUUGA
Molecule: messenger RNA, 3217 nt
Organism: Drosophila albomicans
Lineage: Eukaryota; Metazoa; Arthropoda; Insecta; Diptera; Drosophilidae
Exons: 3
Coding region: 1004-3217 (737 amino acids)
Molecular function (GO): nucleic acid binding
Source: RefSeq, a predicted model, not a curated record